Vollenhovia emeryi is the source of this 663-nucleotide messenger RNA. RefSeq lists its product as uncharacterized. The transcript has a single exon. Gene Ontology annotation, biological process: DNA integration. Lineage: Eukaryota; Metazoa; Arthropoda; Insecta; Hymenoptera; Formicidae. The record is from RefSeq and is a predicted model, not a curated record. Gene Ontology annotation, molecular function: nucleic acid binding. The annotation marks the transcript as partial.
AUGACGCGAGGACAACGCUGGCUAAACACCAGGACUCUCUACGCGGCGAACGGAUCCAUUAUCCCGACUUACGGGGAUCAGGCAUUACCCAUCCCGGACAUCACAGCAGAGACAGUCGGAAAGCAACUCUUCACAAAUUGGAUCGCCCGUUACGGCACCCCUUCACGAAUUACCACGGAUCAGGGACGGCAGUUCGAGUCCGACCUGUUCAAACGGUUAACACAAUUAACGGGAUCCACACACCUACGCACCACAGCCUAUCACCCGGCAGCAAACGGAAUGAUAGAAAGAUUUCACCGACAACUUAAGGCAGCAAUUAAAAGCCACGAGACAGAAAAUUGGGUGGAAGUACUACCAGUAAUUUUACUGGACGUGAGAAAUGCGUGGAAAGAGGACCUACAAGCUACUCCCGCAGAAAUGGUUUACGGGGAAACAAUUAGAUUACCCGGACAAUUCCUCGGGGAAACCGAGAAAGAAGUUAAUACGGCAGAAGGCUUUGCAUCACGUUUGAAGAACAUAAUGAAGAACCUACAACCGAAAUUUAAAACGCAUGGCAAGAAGAACACAUUUGUGUACAAAGACAUGGCAACAACGAAACAGGUUUUUCUGCGGCAUGACGCACCAUGUGGCGCAUUACGUCUCCCGUACGAUGGGCCAUACGAA